Microtus oregoni (creeping vole) is the source of this 1392-nucleotide messenger RNA. Its product is annotated as acidic leucine-rich nuclear phosphoprotein 32 family member E. Gene Ontology annotation, molecular function: histone binding; phosphatase inhibitor activity. NCBI's taxonomy places the organism in Eukaryota, Metazoa, Chordata, Mammalia, Rodentia, Cricetidae. Gene Ontology annotation, cellular component: nucleus. The record is from RefSeq and is a predicted model, not a curated record. The transcript is spliced from 7 exons. Gene Ontology annotation, biological process: regulation of apoptotic process. Bases 301 to 1086 code for a protein of 261 amino acids.
UGGAGGCUCAGUCUCGGAGCAGCCAUUGAAGGGGAAGGAACUGCGGGUGCGCGCGUGUCUCUGUGUGUGAAUGUGUGUGCGUGCCCGUGUGUGCGCGCGCGGGUGUGUGGACUAGAAGGUGGGGGCAGCCGAGUUCGUCCCAAGUCGUCGGACUCCAUUUGCUAUUCUUUUCUUUCUCCCCCACACCCGGGUGGUAGUGGGUGUCCGUCUUUGCGUCUCUUUUCAUUCAUCUCCAGACCUUUAGAGGUUUUUUAGGGUUGGGGGCAGUGGGGCGGGCGCGCGAGGGGAAAGGAGGAGGACAUGGAGAUGAAGAAGAAGAUUAACCUGGAGUUGAAGAACAGAGCCCCGGAGGAGGUGACAGAGUUAGUCCUUGAUAAUUGCUUGUGUGUCAAUGGGGAGAUCGAAGGCCUCAAUGACACCUUUAAAGAACUGGAGUUUCUUAGUAUGGCCAACGUGGAAUUGAGUUCCUUGGCCCGGCUUCCCAGCUUGAAUAAACUUCGAAAGUUGGAACUCAGCGACAAUAUAAUAUCUGGAGGCUUGGAAGUCCUGGCAGAGAAAUGUCCAAAUCUUACCUACCUCAAUCUGAGCGGAAACAAAAUCAAAGAUCUCAGUACAGUAGAAGCUCUGCAAAAUCUUAAGAAUUUGAAAAGUCUCGACUUGUUUAACUGUGAGAUCACGAACCUGGAGGACUACCGAGAAAGCAUUUUCGAGCUGCUGCAGCAGAUCACCUACUUAGAUGGAUUUGACCAGGAGGACAACGAGGCCCCCGACUCGGAAGAGGAGGACGAGGAGGAUGGAGAUGAAGAUGAGGAAGAUGAGGAGGAAGAUGAAGCUGGUCCACCUGAAGGAUAUGAAGAGGAGGAGGAAGAGGAGGAUGAAGAUGAGGAUGAAGCAGGUUCAGAAGCGGGAGAGGGAGAAGAGGAGGUGGGCCUCUCAUACUUAAUGAAAGAAGAAAUUCAGGAUGAAGAAGAUGAUGAUGAUUAUGUUGAUGAAGGGGAAGAAGAGGAAGAAGAGGAAGAAGAGGGUGUGCGGGGAGAGAAAAGGAAGCGAGAUGCUGAGGAUGACGGAGAGGAAGACGAUGACUAGCCCCUCCAGGAUGAGGUUGCUCCUGGUGUGCAGUAGAGCAGCCAUGUCUUGUUUCUUCAUGUAUGAUAGCUGUCCCUAGAGGUGAUGUGCAGCUUUUAUAGGAAAGUGUGGUUUUACUAUUUGGCCUUACCAUUCCGACUGAGAUCUGCUUGUCUGUUAAUCAUAAUGUAUGUAGAAAAAAAUUUUCAUUCAUCUUCCCGUUGUGAAAUUCUUUAGCACUGUAUUUAGAUUCUGGAUUUUUAUAAUUCAUGCUUAAUGUAUUAGACAUUUUAGCUCAUAAUUAAAACAUGGUUGCUUUUACACAGG